This is a messenger RNA of Maniola jurtina (meadow brown), 946 nucleotides long. RefSeq lists its product as uncharacterized. The coding region runs from base 113 to 790 and encodes 225 amino acids. The transcript has a single exon. Lineage: Eukaryota; Metazoa; Arthropoda; Insecta; Lepidoptera; Nymphalidae. The record is from RefSeq and is a predicted model, not a curated record.
UUACCAUUCAUCCAAGAUAAUAAUUGAUUAUCUUUCAAUCUUGACAAGUCGUCGCCGCUGUGAAGAAUUUGUUUUCUCAUCAUCUCACAGAGCUCAUUAUCAUUAUAAGUGAAUGAUGCUUAUAAAAAUAUUUUUAGUGUGCUUAAUGCUAAGCGGCUGCUGUAGCGCAGACAUGGACGUGUUUGAAAGCCUGUACGAAGCGCAAGAACAGGGGGGUAAAGCAAUGGCCUGUGUGUCGGAUAUUUCGUACAAGAACCCUCGCUCAUGCCCGGGUGUUUUAUGGCGGCAGUCUUGGCUGCUCGUGCGGGCCUCCUGUCUCAAAUAUGCAAGCGAUACAUAUGUGCAGAAGGGGAUCUCUAACUGCACUAGGAACAAUUCAACCAUAACGCCAUCGAACCCGCAAUGUGAUGAAGAAAAGUGCAUCCGGUUCAUAACAGCGGUUUACAUGCAUCCGCGGUUCCCGGCGAUCGACCUGGCCAUGCUCCGCCUAAAUGCUCCCUUCUCCACCGAAACCCACGCUUUUAGUUAUGACUUAGAACUAAAACUAGAUAAUUGGGAGAAAUUCAUUACCGAUUAUUAUAGCACUACCACCGAGGGAAACAUCCAAAUAAGACAUUAUCAAAUGUACACUACUCCCGUAAAAAUGUUUGUAAUCACUGUUGUCCUCCCUACUGUCUCGUUUGCUUUAUUUUUCUUGUACGUUGUGUUCUAUACGGGUUCUUCUGAUAAGGUAUUGGGCAUACCAUACACAAACCUAACAAAUAAGGAAGAAAAUCAAAAAUGUAACUAAACUUAAUAAAUUAUAUCGUAUAGGUAUUAGUUACUACCAUAGUAAAUUAUUAUACUAAGUAGGUACCUAAACUAGGUAAGUACCUACCUAAUUAGGAACUAAGUUUUGAGUUUUACCUACUUAGUUGAGGUUUUAAUAAACAGCAAUUUAAUAAGA